AUGAAGUUGCGUAGAGUGGCGGCGUCGGCCGCAGUCGUCCUCUGGUGCAUAGUGCUGUCCGCCACGGGGACCCCGGUUGGCGAGCCCACGGAUUGGGUCAACUUCACGUCGCAAGAUGCGUCCCGACUGUGUCAGAAUAUUUGCGACAAGUGUAAAUGCAGUGGCCAGUUGAUGAGUGAAAACGUUUGCCAGUGCAACUGUGAUCACCUCUCGCCGGAUGCUGCUGCUGAAGGCCUCGACUGUACCACGGAAGCCCUGCAGCUGUGCGACGAGAUGGACGUCCAGUGUGUGUUUAAUGGGACGGCCGAAGCAAGCGUUCGUACGUCUCGCGGGUGCCACAAGAUGUCGUGCUACGAGAGACACCAUGACAACGGUGGAGAAGGCUACGAUGGCUACUACGGUGGCGAUGACGAAGGCUACGGACACGGCGAGAAGGAGCUGAUCUGCUGCAAGGACAAGAAGAAGCACAAACACAAACACAAGCACAAGAAACACAAGAAGGACAAACACAUGAAGUUCCAUGUCGUGAUUAAAGGGAAACUGCCCCCUCAGUCGUGUCACCACGAAGGAGGCGGUUCUCACGAUUACGGUGGUUACGAUGAGUACGACGACGGAUCUUACCGUUCGGCGUUACAGGAGCACCAGCAGCUGCGUGGCUUGGGGGCCGCCAACCAGCCCGAAGUAUCCGUGUGGACGAAUCAGAGGAAUUCAAACGCUCGGCAGAAGGGCUUCAGAAGACCGUUCUCUCAGAACCGACACCAGGCUGCACCAUCGGCCGGUCCACGGAGGCCACCCGCAGAGCCCUCGUCUCCGGUGGCACCACCGGAGCCGCCGAUCGCUCCUCAAAACCCCGAGCCAGCACCGGUUCCUCCGCCGCCAGAACCCCCAGUGACGGGUCCUCCGGUGCUACCUGAGCCACCGAAGGCGGCCGAUCGCCCGGAACCACCCCAAGUGUUCAGUUUUCCACCAUCACCACCACCACCGCCUCCUUCGCGGCCACCCUCCUGGUCCCCACCUCCACGUCCGCCGCCCCCAGCGCCAAGCAUGAGAAGGCCGGAGUCGUUCCGGCACUACGAGGAGCCGAGUUACUCCAAAUGUUCGCACGAAGCCUAUGAUUACGGCUACGAGCCUCAGUACUACCAACCGCCGCCUCCACCACCCCGCCCAUCGUACUCCUCCCCGUACCGAUCGUCCGCCCGCACUGCCCCGUCCUCCUUCUCAUCAUCCCAUCAUCCAUCCAGUUACUACCAUCCUCAUGAAGAAUAUGAAUACCCUAAGCACUAUUACGGCUCGUCUGAACCUCGUCACUACCCCGCUCAUGAUGACAGUCCUCAGGGACAAUUUCGGGUCGGCGGUGAACGGGAGCACCACCCGGACCCGGAGGUUCACCCGUGGGCCGACUACGACGAGAGCGAUUGGCCGGCACCGGUUCCUCAGCCGACCGAUGUGUUCACCUUCAACCAGAUCGUCAGUCGGCAGAUUUGGGAAAAUCAACGUGCCCUACUGUACACGACCGAUCCGUUUCAGCCAACACCUCGUCCACUGCUCGAGGAGUUUGAGGCGCCUCGCGCAGACACCGGUCCCGUACUGUUUCCAGAUGAUCCCUUCAACUACGUGCCGUACGACAGCUCGGGCUUAAAUCCACCGCUGGAUGCGUUCAUUCCGCCGGUGCCACCUCCAGAUCCACCGGUCGCGUUUCCGACCGACGAUAAUGCCCCCGUCACGUUUCCGCCGCCACCGGAGGAACUGUACCCGCAACCGACACCGCCACCACACUACCUUCAGGUGCAGGCAGCCAAAGGAUUCGACCCACUGGCCGGGGUGAACCCGUACGCGGCCUGGACCCACCAAAGCCACUACGUUCCUUCGGCAUUCACCCGGAGCAGCGGGUUGUCAUACCAAAGCAUAGCUCACUAA
Molecule: messenger RNA, 1917 nt
Organism: Anopheles bellator
Lineage: Eukaryota; Metazoa; Arthropoda; Insecta; Diptera; Culicidae
Product: bromodomain-containing protein 4-like
Exons: 3
Coding region: 1-1917 (638 amino acids)
Biological process (GO): actin filament polymerization
Cellular component (GO): cytoplasm; actin filament
Molecular function (GO): actin binding; microtubule binding
Source: RefSeq, a predicted model, not a curated record